CGCCUUUACGAGUCUUGAGUGGGGUUUUCAUCUUUAUCAUGAACAUCGGAUUAAAGGACGCGUGUUUGCGUCUGUUGAUGGAGGUUUUGCUAUAAAUAGGGCUUGUCGCCAUGGUAUAAUCAAAUAAGUAUUUCUGAUCGAGCUUAUAUUGUUUGGGAAUCUGUCUCAAUUGAGUGAGUUUCGUGUGUGUGUGUAUAUUAACUUUAUUAAGAGAGAGAGAGAGAGAGAGAGAGAAAAGAGAGACUAUGGGGAUGUUUUUAAGAAGGGGCUGGAUAGUGGCGUCUGUGUUUAUGUUACUGAUGUCGACUCAAGUGUUGGGAAAAUUAUCUAGCAAAGAUGAUCAUGCCAAGAGCAAACACCGACAUCACAAUAACAAAAGAGACGGUGCUAGUGGAGGUGGAGGUGCUGGAGGUAGUAUCGGAGCAGGAGGUGGUGCUGGCGGUGGCAUUGGAGUCGGAGGAGGCAUAGGCGGUGGUGGUGGUGCUGGUGGAGGUGGUGGUAUUGGAUCCGGAGGAGGGGGUGGAAGUGGUACUGGUGGUAAUGGAGGAAGCUGUGCUGGUGGUCAUGGUGGUGGUGGACGUGGUAGUGGUGGUACUGGGGGAGGUGUAGGUGGAGGUGGUGGCGUUGGAGUUGGAGGGGGAUUUGGUGGUGGUGUAGGUGGAAGCGCAGGUGGAAGCGCAGGUGGAGGUGGAGGCGGCAGUGUUGGUGGAGGAGGACGUGGUGGUGGACGGGGUAGUGGGGGAUCUGGUGCUGGUGGAAUUGGCGGUGGAGGUGGUGGAAGUAUUGGCGCUGGAGGAGGUGUUGGUGGUUCGAUUGGAGGUGGUGGUGGUUCCGGAGGUGGAGUAGGUGGUGGUGCUGGUGGCUUUGGUGGAGGUGGUGUUGGAGGUGGUGGUGGUGCUGGAGGUGCAGUAGGUGGUGGUGCUGGAGGUGCAGUAGGUGGUGGUGCUGGAGGUGCAGUAGGUGGUGGUGCUGGAGGUGCAGUAGGUGGUGGUGCUGGAGGUGCAGUAGGUGGUGGUGCUGGAGGUGCAGUAGGUGGUGGUGCUGGAGGUGCAGUAGGUGGUGGUGCUGGAGGUGCAGUAGGUGGUGGUGCUGGAGGUGCAGUAGGUGGUGGUGCUGGAGGUGCAGUAGGUGGUGGUGCUGGAGGUGCAGUAGGUGGUGGUGCUGGAGGUGCAGUAGGUGGUGGUGCUGGAGGUGCAGUAGGUGGUGGUGCUGGAGGUGCAGUAGGUGGUGGUGCUGGAGGUGCAGUAGGUGGUGGUGUUGGAGGUGGAGUAGGUGGUGGUGCAGGUGGUGGUAUUGGUGGAGGAGGUGGUGGUGGUGGACGUGGUAGCGGUGGAGCUGGCGGUGGAGUAGUAGGUGGAGGAGGAGUCGGUGGUGGAGUUGGUGGAGGAGGCCGUGGUGUUGGUGGUGGAGGUGCUGGCGGUGGUGUGGGAGGUGGAGUUGGCGGUGGUGUAGGGGCAGGAGGUGGAGUUGGCGGUGGUGCAGGUGCAGGCGGUGGAGGUGGUGGUGCAGUGGGAGGUGGUGCCGGAGGAAAUGCUGGAGGAGGAGUAGGAGGAGUAGGCGGUGGUGUAGGAGGUGGAGUUGGCGGUGGUGUAGGGGCAGGAGGUGGAGUUGGCGGUGGUGCAGGUGCAGGCGGUGGAGGUGGAGGAGGAGCUGGUGGUGGUCUAGCGGGUGGAGGAGGAGUCGGCGGUGGUGUAGGAGGCGGAGCAAAUGUUGGUGUAGGAGUUGGAGCUGGAGGUGGUGCAGGAGGAGGAGCUGGUGGUGGUCUAGCGGGUGGAGGAGGAGUCGGCGGUGGUGUAGGAGGCGGAGCAAAUGUUGGUGUAGGAGUUGGAGCUGGAGGUGGUGCAGGAGGAGGAGCUGGUGGUGGUGGUGGUGGUGGCAUUGGUAACCGAAGACAUUAAAUCGGAAAGGGCAGUGACUUAACAAUUUGGUACUCCAUGCACGUUACUUCCAUGCAUGCUUAAUAUUAGUAAUGAAUAAAACAAGUCUUUCGUUGUGUUGCUGAGCAUGACUCGUCUUUUAAUGGCUAUAUCUUUCGUAUGUUGUAAUGCUUUCUGUUUUUGUUAUACCGUUGAUUAUGUCUCUGGAAUCUUCUGUUUCGUUGUAAACUUUGAUGUUCACUAAACUUUUUAUAAUA
Brassica oleracea var. oleracea is the source of this 2134-nucleotide messenger RNA. RefSeq names its product glycine-rich cell wall structural protein. The transcript has 3 exons. The record is from RefSeq and is a predicted model, not a curated record. The coding region runs from base 246 to 1898 and encodes 550 amino acids. NCBI's taxonomy places the organism in Eukaryota, Viridiplantae, Streptophyta, Magnoliopsida, Brassicales, Brassicaceae.